Molecule: messenger RNA, 675 nt
Organism: Orycteropus afer afer
Lineage: Eukaryota; Metazoa; Chordata; Mammalia; Tubulidentata; Orycteropodidae
Source: RefSeq, a predicted model, not a curated record
AUGGGGAGCCCUGGUUCGGUUGUGAAUGCCAUGUCCUGUCCUGGUGACAGGGAAACAAUGUUGGUGAAUGUCGACGGUAUCCGAGUGCUCCGUGCGCUUCUGGGAGCGGGUGGAGGCGGAAGCCCGCAUGUCCUACUGCGCCCCAGCGAUAGGGCUCUAUCUGUGGCCAGCGCACCGCCUCUGAGCUAUUUCUGCUCGCCAUGGGCUCCGGUGAGUCUGGGCUGGCAGGUCGGACGAGCUCCUACCGCCGUCGGACCCAGAGCGGCUGGAGACCGGGCCGGCGCUCCGGGGCCCCGCGGGCCUCUCGGCCUGCCGUCUCACCGCGGCACUUCUUCUGCAGGGCUGCGCGGGGCGUUGCACCUGCUGCUUCUGCUGCAAGCGCUGCGGGGCCGGGCCGCAGCGGGCUGCCCCGCGCCGUGCAGCUGCGCGGGGACGCGCGUGGACUGCGGGCGUCGCGGGCUGACGUGGGCCUCUCUGCCAGCCGCCUUCCCGCCGGGCACCACCGAGCUGGUGCUGACCGGGAACAAUCUCACGGCGCUCCCGCCGGGGCUGCUGGAUGCGCUGCCCGCGCUGCGCGCCGCGCACCUGGCCGCCAACCCCUGGCGCUGCGACUGCCCUGUGCACCCGGGCCCAUCAGAGCACACCCUGGGUGCCCUACACAGCACAGGGCUGUGA